UGUCCCUGUUCACCUGCCCCUUUCUUGCGCUUUCUUGACGAUAGAUGUGGCACCGCGACCACGUGUGUGUGGAGAGAAGCUAGUGAUUAUGGUUCGAAUCGGGUGUAUUACUGAUGAUGGUCGGGUAUAUCAGCAUCCGUGGAGAUCAAUGUUUGCUAACUGAUAGUCAAAUUGUCUGAUUUUGUGGAUGCAUCAUUGUCGCAGUGCGUGAGAGCGUGUGUGCGUGUGUGCGGAAGAUUUACGUGGUUCUAUUUUAGCUGUCAUGCUUUCAUCUCCUUGGUGACAAGUGCACCGCCAAAGUGAUUCCAGCCAGUCUGCUGCAGUGUGAAACGGUGUGUUGCGAAUCUUAGCAGUCUGGGAAUCUUUUGCUCCUCAUGUCGUCAUAAUCCAUUAAACGGUCAAGAAGUGAAGAAGUUAGCGAGCGGAGCAGAAAGGGUCGUCGAAAAAGAUUGGUGCUACAAGGGAGGAAAAGGAAAGGAGUGUUCUAUUUCGGUAGUGUAUACCUUUACGUCCUUAUUGUGUGUUUUUGGUGGCGUAGUGUGGCGUGUUUUGUGUGUGAUCCUAUGUAGUAGUGCGUACCGUGACGAAAGCUGCAGAAAGGAUGUCAACGUAGCCCCGUUACAGUUGGGCCCAAGCUUUGGAAAGAAUAAGAUUGCUAGAUAUUGCAAUUAAGAUGAUGGUUGACGGAGUGUUACAUUUUACUGAUGGCAAUCGCGCGCCAGGCUACUAUCGCAAAAGUGUUGGCCAAGGUCCGGGCAUCGGUAGCACCCGCGAGCCCGAGUGAUUUACCGGUGACGUCUGGUGUAUAUUAAUGUUUGUGUUCUGUUUAAUGAUAAACGAAAUUUGAAACAUCCUUUCUAUUCCCAUGCUGUUCGAUAACUAUAGUACAUCCUUCUCCUUAGACUCACCGAUCCGUGGCAGACAGCGAAUGUGAGAUGGCGUCCGAAACGGAAAAUCCCAUCCCGGCGUGCCCUCCGCUACCGGCGGAAACGGCCCCGGGUAAUCGCACGGCAUACCGGGAGGUGUCGAAAGGGCGUGAAAUCGACGGUGGUGAGCUUACCGGUGACCCGCGUGUGCAGUGCCGGACGGAAACGGGCCCAGUUGAGGGUGCACCGGAAGGUUUGAAGUUCGCGAGGUAUAACGUAACUGGUCCAACGGCACCGUUGGCCGGGGAGUGUAAUGGGGUGGGAACGGUGGCAGUCGCAGUGACCGGUAGUGUUUCGGUAACGCUCGAAGAGAUCCUCAAAACGUUCAAUGCACCCAUCUCGGAGGAUCAAGCUUGGGCGCUGAUCUAUCAGACGUCCCGGAUGUAUAAGGCUCGCCUACAGGAGACGGGCAGUCGAUUGCGUGACCUACGGUUACCCUUACAUCCACACCAGCUGCACGUCCAGAAGGAUGGCAGCUGCAUCGUGACGGCAAGAGCGGAUAAGGAGCUGUGCAUUCCAUCGACCCAGAAAAAGAUACUGCUCAAACUCGGCAUUGUCGUGUACCGAGCACUCGAUUACAACCUGCCCACUAGCGAAGACUGCCAGAUCUCGCACGAGCUUGAGGAGCUGAUCGACUUCAUGACAUCCGAAGAUAACGAUGACGAAGGUAUCGAGCGUGACUCGGAAGAAAUUGAAGAGGACCUGGUGGCGGUCGACAGUAACGGUGACUGCCCCGGCAACAGAUCGUUAGGCAGUGUGAUCACGAACCUGGAGGUAGUAAGCGUAGCCGCCAAUGGUUGCGGUGGCGGCGAGCGAAAGCAUCUUGAAACCAAAGAACUGGAUCACGUGCUAGAGUACUGCUCAUCGCGUGUAUCACCCUCGAAGCCGGAAGAUCACUAUCGGGCCGUUUGCCGGGCGCUUGUAACGGAAACGCUCGAGCUGCGAACAUUUCUGCAACGGGUAUGCCAAGGUGAGGCGGAGGUCCUACGGUUAAAGGCCCAGGCAGAAACCACCGGCAAGGAGCUGGAGAAGAUCCACUUCAACGACUGGUCGGACGAUCAAAGAAUCUGGCAAGCACUGCAAGCCCGCUUUUGGAUGCAGGUUGUAGAUGAGCUACGGCGCGGUGUACGGCUGAAAAAGAUCAACUUCUCGCGAACACCGAUCGAGUACGAACUGACGCCCUAUGAAAUCCUGAUGGAGGAUAUCCGCUCCAGAAAGUACAAUCUCCGCAAGGUUAUGGUGAAUGGCGACAUUCCGCCGCGGGUCAAGAAGGACGCACAUGCAGUCAUAUUGGAGUUCAUCCGAUCGAGGCCACCGUUACGAAAGGCAUCGGAAAGAAAGCUGGCUCCUGCACCGCUAAAGCGAGUAUCCUGCCCUCGGGAGCAGCUGCUAGAUUCGAUCCGAAAAGGACGUGUGCUGAAGCCGGUUCAUCCGAAGCUGAAGUCAAGACAUUCUGAUUCACCAGACGGUGACCCUUGCGUCGAUGCGGUCCGGGAUCUGGCGUACUGUCCGGUGGACAAUCCGGCCACGGUACCGAUGGCUCCAUCACCACGCAAGCCACCGACGCCGGCUAAACACCGGAGUAACAGCAUGACCGGUGGGAAUGCUGGCCUACCGCCGAUCAAUCGCGUACCUAAGGCGGCACCACGAGCGACUCAACAACCGCCAACACCAAAACCAAGAUCAGUUUUACCUACCACAACCCAAGUAGAUAGCGUAAAGAAAUCGUGCGAUGAUGAAAUCGACACCAGCGGCGCCCGCAGCCUCGACGGUGUCAGUGGCAGCGGCAGCAACGGCAAUGGUAGCGGUAACACUGCCAGCUUCCACCAUGGUUCCAGCUACAUCGGCACCAGCCACAAAACGAUGACGCUGGGUCGUUCGAGUUUUUCGCACACCAGCGGUACACCCCGUAACACCCUAAGACUGAUACCAGUAGACUUUUCGCUGUUCAACGAUGAUGACUUCAUUGAUGAUACAGCGAACGAUGGCGUAGAUUCUGGCACGUGCAGCAGUGCUACCAGUGGGCAGCGAAGCCAGCAACAGAACGGUGGUCACCGGAUAGCGUACGGUGGCGUUGGGGGAAAGCGCAGCAGUACCGACGAUCGUGGAAGCACCAACGACAGCAACAGUACAAACCGUUUGAUGAUCGUCAACAACGAGAACAAUCAGAACAACAUCAACACCGUGCUGCGACGGACAAAGAAUAUCAUCACCCACGACGAGUAUCAUCGGUUCUGUGAUAAGGCUCUCGAAACCUACGAUCUUGCGACACAGUGCGAAUCACGACGAGCAUCCAUGCGCCGACACACCAUUAUAGGAUGCAAUCAAAACUACAAACUCGACCCGCUGGCAAGUCACUCGGUGCCACCGUCGCGUCCCGCCUCGCGUCAAUCCGAUCGCGAUACGGUGAAAAAUGAGUCAACCGGUCAGCCUGCAACACUACCCACUACGAAUGGGGCGCCACCGAGAGAAAAACCUUCCGCCGUGGUGAUGCCACACGUCGUCAACGGAACGCGGCCGGCACCGAUCGGAAGUACGGCCACGGGCAACGGUAGCACUACCACCACCAUCGAGUACGUCAGCGCCACCAACCUGGCAUCGUUGGACACCUGGACCAAAAAUUCGCUCGACGAGCACCAGUGGAAGGAUGCGUUCAACCUGAACGAUCGUCUGUCACUGACGCUGGAGGAAAUCGUACAUAUCCGCUCGGUGAUGACGAAGGCCGAGCUCGAAGGGCUGCCGGUGGAUGUGCACAUCAAGGAGGACGUGGAGAAGCGGAAAGUUUGCUUCCUGUGCUUACGCACCCGGUUUACCUUGUUCGCGCGUGGCAUCCUAUGCAAGCUCUGCCAGCGGACCGUCUGCAACAAAUGCAAUACGAAGAUGCGAAUACCUACCGAACAUUUCCGCAAUGUUCCCGUGGUGCUGCUGUCACCUUCGCUCAUGAACAGCCCGUGCACAUCCAACACACCCUCGCCGAGCCAUCAUGCGCACGGUACCGGCUCGGGGCCAACCAGCAUGGUGGACGAAUCUUUCCCAAGAUCCCUGAUGGAGCGACUGUUACGGCCUGAGUUAGAUCGAAAGACUCGAAAUACGGUUGGAAGUGCUCCGUCUUCACCAAAGAAUCAACGUUCCGCCUCCAGCACACCGGGUACUAGCCUGCACGGCACCGAAACCCUGUCUCUAUCGCUGUCGCAUCACGUUACCGGUGCGAGCAACACCACCAAAGACGUUACUGCACCGGCGAAUGGUAUCACCGCCACCUCCGCAACGGUUACUACCGCUGCGCACAAGUGUUCGCUCAUGUCCCGCAGCAUGGAGGGCCCCAAUAGUCUUCCACCGCAGAGCCCGGCACGGCCACACUCCAACUGCAGUACGCUCGAUAGAAAGAAUCGUUUCGCCAAAGCAUUUACGCUAACGGCGUCCGGUGCAGGGCAGGGCGGUGUGCUCGAUCCACAGAAGGAAAGGCUCACUGGUGAGCUGAUGGCCGUCUGCAAUGAUUGUCGCAGUCUGGUGCUGGAAAUCAUUCGUUCCUCGCGACAAACCCGAACAACGGCCCGGAAUCAGGUGCUGCGCCAUCUGACGCUCGAUAUCUCGCCGGUGUACAAGUAAGUUGGCCGGCAGUGUAUAGCGGCGUAUAAAGCGCACAAGACGGCUAUUAAGGAGAAGCGACAACUUUGUUACCCCAAAAUUCUCCGGAACCUCCAGAGUUCGAGCCAGGGACAGAGUGUGUGAGCAGCAUGCAUCCCGCAUACAUUACUGACGUUGUAUUUAUUAUACUUAUUUAUUUAAACCGCAUUAAAUCCUCAAAAGAAAACUGGUAGUGGAGUGCCCCGGCUGCUCCCAGAAUUUGGCGAAUCACGUAGUGAAUAAUGUAAGUUGGCGGCAGUGUGAUGCUGGUGCUCGAACGCGCGGACAAAGUUACCGAUCAGUUACGAGAGCAUCAGCAUCUGAUGGCCCGAAGUGUAAGACUGGCUUGUUGCUAAUACCUCCAUGGCAUUGUGAUUAUUAUAUCGUGUUUUUUUUUCUUUGCUGAUCCCGUGUUAGUAUCGAGGAUCGAUUGUUUUAUUUGAGAAGAAAGAGUUUUAGAAGCAGAAGAGAAACAGCCACACAUACAUUCUUUAGAGGCACAAAUAAAUAAUAUUAUGGUACGGUUUCGAAAAGUAAUGGAAGCAUGAGCAUGCUAAUAACAUCAGUCCAUUUGUUUUUUUUAUGUGAAAAAGGCUACCAGACUUUGGUUUAGCCUGUACAUCCUCGCUUUGCGUGUUUUAUCCGGAUUCGGGUUCUCCUGCGCGGCUAAACGUUGUGCCUGAAGGAUUGUUUUAUUGUUUGUAAAAUAUGUAUAUUCAGGUAUAUUACUAAUCAUGGUUGGUCAUGUUUAGUCUUUGCGAGGCACUGGCACUGGCAAACACUGGCGAUAAUCUGCUGAUGUGAAUAAUGUUUGGAUGAAUAGAGCAAGAGAGAUACGCAUUUUUUGGAUGAUCGAAUUCUAGGCUAUCAGUUUUCCUUCCCCCCGUUAAAUACAGAACCCCUAUGUUACGAGCAUAGAUACUAACGAGCAAGGUUGAUCCACCUCGAUCGAAAUGCUUAACAUUUUUUGAUGUUCUAUCGCUGUACAGGAUUGUUCCGCGAGCGGCCUGCGAUCGAGCGUGUGCGUAUGCCCGAAAAUCGUUCUGUAAAUGUAUGUUUAUGUUGAAAUAAAAGUAAUUUUGCUUCAUUCCGCAUAAAAUCGAAUCUUCUGUCGCGAAAUAUUACACGCUGAAGAUGAAAUGGAUAAAUUAGACAAAAAACAGAUCAUCAUAAUGGCGGCUUUAGUCACGUUUAACAUUGCAAUAGUUGAAUAUUUUAUUCGAAUCCUUGGAAUCCAGAAGAAACGAAGGAUUAACCUAAGUAAAUUAAUCUAUUCCGAAGCUGUUUGUUCAACAACAUAAUUAAAGAAAUAUACGAAACACUUGAACUUAGCGUUGAUAAUGGUACCCGUCAGCGCUGCUACCGCAGAUGAAGACACAUGGACUUACACUAACAACACUAAUCAUUUUGGUGCAAAUAUGCAAAGGGUUACACGCGCGGCCUGAAAGCAAUAGUAGAAGUGCUGGAAAACGAACUGCAAUCAUAGAAGGAUUUAACAAAGAUGCUUGGACAUGUGUGACGAGGGUCCUCCUUGUCCAAAUCCAAAGAGAAUGGCAAUAUAGUGGCAGGGUAGAACAAGUGUAAAAGAGCAAGAAACAAGCAUAUACAUAUAUACACACAACACAUGGUAGAUGUAGUACCAGAGCAAAAAAGUGACAAUUAAAAAAAGAAUGGUUCCGUUUGCUUAUCAAAUUUUAAAUGUACCGCAUCAUGUGCACAACCGAGAAAUCCACAAUCGUAUAGCCAAAAAUGGAAACCGUUAAUGUUUUUUAGCUGUUGAUCAAACACGUUGUCGUGUGAUACUAUACUUCUUGCGGUAGAGAUAAAUUAACUGAAAUUAUUUAAAUUAAAACUGCACCUAAUAUAAUCUCAGACAGUCUGAAGGAAGGGAAGAAACCGACCGAGAGGUGGUGGUUCACCCCGUUAAUAGGCUGAUGAUAGGCGGAGAAUGGAACAAGGUAUAUCAACAACAUCUUAGAAACAGGCUGUCAAUAGAACGUAAUGAAUAUAUUGCAAAGCUUCCAUCAAUUGAUAGAUUGAAAUACACCACAGUAAAUAAUCGUACAUUUACAACAUUUACCAACAUUCGAAAUGUACCCAGGUUACCCAGGGACAUUGGGACCUUCUGAAAUACAAUUGUGGGGAUCGUGGGAACUGAAAAAAAAACCAAGAAAAGCGAUCUACGGGUGCUGGAUGGAGUUGAGAAUUGUGAGGAAGUACAGCUAACGACUGCAGGCUGGGUUUCGAUUGGAGGGAUACCGAUAGACAAUUGUACAACAUGAGAGCAUUAGGGGAAAGAAUCAGUAUCAGUAACAGAAAUUAAUUAUACUAUUAUAUACUAUUCGUAUAAUCUACACCGAUGAAACGAAACGUGUAGUGCAAUGAAUAAAACAUUGAACAAAA
This is a messenger RNA of Anopheles moucheti, 6956 nucleotides long. It is a transcript of the gene spir, whose product is annotated as protein spire. The record is from RefSeq and is a predicted model, not a curated record. Gene Ontology annotation, biological process: Golgi vesicle transport; cleavage furrow formation; actin filament network formation. The transcript has 17 exons. Gene Ontology annotation, molecular function: actin binding. NCBI's taxonomy places the organism in Eukaryota, Metazoa, Arthropoda, Insecta, Diptera, Culicidae. Gene Ontology annotation, cellular component: cell cortex; cytoplasmic vesicle membrane. The coding region runs from base 936 to 4535 and encodes 1199 amino acids.